Linum trigynum is the source of this 3379-nucleotide messenger RNA. Lineage: Eukaryota; Viridiplantae; Streptophyta; Magnoliopsida; Malpighiales; Linaceae. The record is from the annotation of a GenBank genome assembly.
UAGAGAUUCAAGUCAUAGAGAGAGAGAAAACACAAACUAGAAGAGAGGGAGUGAUGGAAUCAAUAUUCUUCUCCUUUCUUGCACCUUCUUCUUGAUCCUUGGGUGGAUUGGAUCUUCAAUUAAGCCCUCCCAAGGUGUUUCCCUCCCUAAAAACAACCCAGAAUCCUAACUUUCUCACUCUAGGUCGGCUCUCCCUUGAAAAGUGCAGCAAGAGCGGUAUUUAUAGAAAGUUGAUGGCGAUCAAGGCCUCUAGGGUGUGACGUGAUGGUCACGGGCACGACGCAAUGGUCAGAGUCGUGACCAGGCCGUGACCUAGUCGUGACCAGCUGGACGGCCCCGGAUCGCCCGAAACGACGUGUUUUGACUCCAUCUUCAAGCUCGGAGAUCGCGGCCUCCUUCAUAAGAUCGCGGUCGUGAUCUUUGUGUCCCGGGUGCGAUCUUUUUUGCGGUCAAAAUGCGCCAUGUGCGCGAUCCGACAGGGGAAACUUUCUACCUUCUUUUGGUCGCCUACUAAAGUUCGCGACUACUAUUCACGGCCGCGAUCUUCAUCCUGCGAACAUGGUCACAGCCUGGUGGUCACGGCUGUGACCAGUGCUGAUACAACCUGUUUCUAGGAUUCUAUCGGGAAUUGGGGACUUAGGGAUUAAGAACAGAAUUAGGGAUUUGAGAAGAGAAAGAUAGAGAAUCGGCCUUUAGAGGGAUUGGGAACGAGAAUUGAGAGGAUUGGGAGAAUAGGGUUUAGGAGAUUGUUUCUUAAUAUUCUUCUUGACUGCCUAUGAAUGAAAGACCUAUUACAUAUUUAUAGCGAAAGACUAGAAAAACCUAAUAUACUAUCCUAAUAUGGCUCAAAGACUAAUAACCAUAUCUAGAUAAUUCCUAACAAUAUUGAUAAUUAUAAUUAUGGUUAAACCUAAGCGGUAGGUUUCCAUCAUCCCCUCCCCCUUGAAAACCAACCUUGCCCUCAAGGUUGACCAACUCGACCCACUUCUUCACAUCGUUCGUGCAACCCGCGCAUUUGAUCCUCCAUUUCUUGCACUUUCUUUUCUUCCAAUCUUGCUCUACUACUCGACUUGUACCUACCUCUUACAUUGACCUUCUUGUGCUGGUCCAACUUUUCGAACUUCACUUUCAUGGGCCCACUACUUGCUUCUUUCUUGUACAAGGAUCCAUCCUUGAGUAUCAAUCUGUCAAGAACUUCAAAUUCUAUUAUGAUGGCCCAUGCAGCUUCACUCUCCUCAAUUGGGCUUUUUGCAAACCCAAUAAACCCAUCUUCUUCCAAGCUCACAUUCUUUAAAAGACAACCCUUGUUGGGCUCCAUCCUUCUUUGCACAAACGGCCAACUUCCCACUAGUCUCGACCCGAAAUCACAAGAAAGAGACCUAACUAGACAUCCCAACUGAGGCCCACAAACUGCCUGAGGAUGCAGCCCAUGACUUUCUUGAGUAGGUUGGCCCAUUCUUUCCAGCUUUGGCCCGUAUGGCUGCCCUGCCCACGCAUAGCACUUGGCCCAAAACACAAGACCCGCUUCUCGUCUCCACUCCAGAGCUGCGGCCCGGAUCUCUUUGUCCAGCCCGGCGGCUUGCAGCAUUGGCCAACCAACAUCCGCCGACCUAGGUUAUGCAACAGGCGAGAACAAGCCGCCACCAACCUCCUCUGUCUUCGUCGUCCUCGUCGCACCGGCCGCCGCCGACGUUUCCACCCGGCGGCUGCGAGUCACGCCGAAAUCCGACGCCGCCCUCGGUUCUGGCUUCUUCUUCCUGGCCACCGUCGUGGCGCAUGGAGAUGACAGCGACCGAGGCGCCUCUCCCGCUUCUUCCUUCAUCGCCGAGUUGCGGCACACCCGGUGAGGAGAAGUCGACCCCAGCUCCACCUCUCUUCCUUCAAAAUCGCCGCUACGACCAGCGACGCCUCACGCGGCGGCGCCUCCACCAUCGCCCGCCAGGCCCGCGCCUCAGGCAGCCCUGCCGUGCUGCCCGCCGCCACCACCUCCCUUCCGCGUUCGCGUGCCGUCGCGGCUUGGUCGGCGCAUAUUGCAUCGAGUCGGUGCAUCAUACGGUUCCAAAAUGGAUCAGAGAGCCACGAAGAGCUCAUGUUGGCUCUGAUACCAAAUGAUAGAACCUGCUUCUAGGAUUCUAUCGGGAAUUGGGGAUUUAGGGAUUAAGAACAGAAUUAGGGAUUUGAGAAGAGAAAGAUAGAGAAUCGGGUUAGGCCUUUAGAGGGAUUGGGAACGAGAAUUGAGAGGAUUGGGAGAAUAGGGUUUAGGAGAUUGUUUCUUAAUAUUCUUCUUGACUGCCUAUGAAUGAAAGACCAAUUACAUAUUUAUAGCGAAAGACUAGAAAAACCUAAUAAACUAUCCUAAUAUGGCUCAAAGACUAAUAACCAUAUCUAGAUAAAUCCUAAUAAUAUUAAUAUUGUUAAUUAUGGUUAAACCUAAAAAGUAGGUUUCCAUCAAGUGCCUCUUCUCCCCUUCUUGCUCCUAUGCUUCCCAAUCAAGCUCGGAUGAACUCCAAUUGAUUCCCGAUCAAUCCUGGAUGCAUAUAAGACCUAAAAUUUCAUCACAAACAAUUGGGAAAGCAUAAAAUAUGACAUAUUGGGGUCGAUCCCCCUCUGAAAACCUUCAUAUCAAGAAUACAUAUGCCAAAAUGGAUGUUUUGCAAAUAUGAACAAAAAUAGGCGUAAGUAACUGUAUAUGUGGCCUAGACAGGGUGAUUUAACGAAUGCCUUAGAAAUAGAGGCUAAAGCAUGCCUAUUUUAGAUGUUAUCAGUGAUUGGAGAUGGGAGUAAUGUUGCUUCACGGAGAGAGAAGAUGGUUCUGAGUUUUUCGAGAGAGAGUGGGAGAGACGUGAGCGGCUGAGAGAUAUGCGGGACGAUUGAUAGCAAAAUAGUAUUUCUACAAGGGUUUGAGAGAAUAUUAACUAAAUUAUCCUCCAUUAAGUUCUGAUCCUAGAAUUAUUUUUUAAUUUGAUGGAUGUUAGUUUAGUUAGUAUUGUGCUAACCCUAGAAUAAGUUAGCAACUAAUCCUAUUUCGCCAAGUGGUAAUUCAAGACUUAAUUAAUCUAAUCAAUUUUGUUGAAUGUAAACGUUGCCUUUUAAAUAUUUUGGUUACUAUUACCACUUGUACCUAGCAUGUGUUCCAUCUGAGCCACUGAUUGAUCAUGCUUAAGUGAAUAAGCUUAAAUCAAUCUUCUUCGUGUUCUUCACUUUGCAGCUCCUUCCUUCAAAGGCAUGGCAUGCUCUGUCUGCCAACUCAAGCUGCCUUUUCACACAAUUCAUAUCAAAGUCUAGUCUCCUGGUUUUGGAUGAUCGUAGUUAUACCCUCGUACGCUAAAGACAACCUUAUAAAUAUAUACAACUUUAUAAAUAAAGACAAUCUUUCAUG